Messenger RNA from Hyaloscypha bicolor E, 876 nucleotides. RefSeq lists its product as uncharacterized. The transcript has a single exon. Lineage: Eukaryota; Fungi; Ascomycota; Leotiomycetes; Helotiales; Hyaloscyphaceae. The coding region runs from base 1 to 876 and encodes 291 amino acids. The record is from RefSeq and is a predicted model, not a curated record.
AUGCGGUCAAUAGUCGAUAUCCUCAUCCCUCUCCUCACCUUCUCAUUCCUCGUGGUUGGGGAAACGAUCCCCUGUCCACCCCACCAGCUCAACACUGCCACUCCAGCUUCCAUCGACAAUGCCUCGAUCACGCUUAUCUCACCCACGCGCAGCAGCUCACAUUCCACAUCAACAACCAUCUACAAUUGCGAAUGCCAGGACAGCCCGGACGUCAGAAUCUUCACAGCUCCAUCUACCGCAGUAGCUUCAGCCCCUCCGGUCCAACCAACAAACAAUGUUACCGUGAAGGUCACACUGACGUACGUUACAACAGCGAAUUACACCUCUUCAGGUCUCCCAAAUUCCGCACAAUCUACUUCGGUGAAUAUUACCAACUCCAGAAUCACGCCGGCAGCUACUGCGAGUAAUACUCAGAGCUCUUCCUCGUCAAGCUUAUCAAACUCGGUACCACCCACUUCGAGCCUCUCUUCAGGCUCCACAAUCACUGCGGCCGUCACUGCAAGCAUCUCCACCUUCAGUUUGACCGUCUCGGUACCCUCCACUUCGAGUCUGUUCUCAAUCUCCAUCAUCACCACCCCAUCGCUAUCGGCAACCGCGAGUUCCACUGGAAGCUCUACGCCUGUGAAUUUCACAGCCUCGAUACAAACCACUGCGAGCGUCGCUCCAAAUCCAGUUUUCACUUACGUGGGGGUGCUGCCGGGAACCACCAUCACCACAGUGGCCAUUUCCCCAACUCUGCCACCUCACAAUAAUAUCACGAAUUCCACAACGUCGGGUGCAUCUUCUGCUGAGUUGAUGGGAUCGAAUAACCCGGUCAAGAUUGUCGUGGGCAUUGUUGUGGGGGCAGUUGUCCUUGCUGGAUUGUGUGAGGUAUGA